AUGCCCGAAUUCAAGCCCAAGGUCGAAGGCUCGCCGCCCGCUGAAGGCAAUACCAAUGCUGAGGUCUCUGCACGACGCCUGAAGAAAAGAGAGAUCGAUCGGAAAUGCCAGCGUCAGGCUAGGGAGCGGACUAGGUCAAGGAUCGCCUACCUCGAGAGUCUCGUAGAUAAUCUGCAGCAGCCUGAUGUCGACGAGAGGAGCGCCGCUUUGAUGAAGAGACUGGGAGAGGUCGAGAAGGAGCGGGAUGCACUCUCACACACCCUCAAAGGAGUCCAGAAGGCCGUCCUGGGCCUUGAGAGCCUGGCCGAAAAGCAGAUCAAGAACCAUGUCAAUGAGGAUGACGCCAAUAUACCCAAGCCGGUCGACUUCGCUGCCCAGAGAACUGCCCGCAACAAUAGUAUGACUGAGAUGUCGUCGCCGGAUUCCCCCAUCCUUGCCGACAUGAAUGCUCCUCCUCCUCCUCCCAACAGUCAACAAUCACGAAAUCUAUCUAUAUCGGCCCAGUCAGAGCCUUCCAGGAACGACGUGCCCACCCAAAUCCACAAUGAUGCCUGUGAAUGCUGCAGGAAUGGCGCUCUGUCGGGGCCAGGCACGCCGAAAAGUUCCUGGAGAUUCGCCAACGACACCUUAAUGACCAACUUCAAGAGGCUGAGUCCGAUCCUGCCAGAGGAAGACUUGUUAUCGGAGGACAUCCCAGUGCGAGCUGUUCUCGAGGGCUGGGAUUCCGUCGUCGCGCAGAUGGAGCUGCCUGCGUCGUGGAAAAUCAUGCGUCGCAUAGACGAGCAGAUGUUUUCCAAGGCCGGCGCAAAGGAGAGGCUCGCAUGUCUAAAGAUGCUGCAUCUGAUGCUGCAGUACCAUCGUGAUCCUACAGCUGAGCGCCGCUCCAAGCUUCCUCCCUGGUACCUCGCGCGGCCAUCGCAAGCCAGUAAACCACACGCCUACGCCAUCAACUAUUUCGUCUGGCCUGGCGUGCGCGAACGAUUUAUCUUCGAGCAACACAAAUACUGCGGCAAUCUUUUCGCUACCCUUUUCCAGACCUCCCUCCAGAUUCUGUGGCCGUACGACUUCCGAGAUUGCUUCGCCCAGCGCUGGGACACCGGUCAUUACGAGUUGUCGUCCGCCUUUCGAGACGCCAUCACCGAUAUCUCAAAGUGGACCAUGCGUCCCGAGCUGUUCCAGCAGUUCCCCGACCUUCGAUGCGACAUCCCUGCAUUUUACAACAGUCCAAUACCCAUAUCGAAUGCCUUGCAGAUGCAGCUCACCACUCAUCGCACGCCGUCAGCAAUCCAAUCGAUGCACAGUUCCAAUAAGCAGACACCGGUCAGCAACGAUGGUGUUUCCGUCCCACCCAUGUCUCUGGCUGAGAGUUGGAUGGCUCAGAGUACCAUGGUGGGCUGGGUUGACGGAUCGGCGUACACUCAAGGGUUCAUGGAUCACAAUCCACUGCAAGCAAAUUGGUCAGCUGGAUGA
This is a messenger RNA of Cyphellophora europaea CBS 101466, 1470 nucleotides long. RefSeq lists its product as uncharacterized. NCBI's taxonomy places the organism in Eukaryota, Fungi, Ascomycota, Eurotiomycetes, Chaetothyriales, Cyphellophoraceae. The record is from RefSeq and is a predicted model, not a curated record. The transcript has a single exon. The coding region runs from base 1 to 1470 and encodes 489 amino acids.